This is a messenger RNA of Populus euphratica (Euphrates poplar), 686 nucleotides long. It is a transcript of the gene SP1L1, whose product is annotated as SPIRAL1-like1. The record is from RefSeq and is a predicted model, not a curated record. Gene Ontology annotation, biological process: cortical microtubule organization. NCBI's taxonomy places the organism in Eukaryota, Viridiplantae, Streptophyta, Magnoliopsida, Malpighiales, Salicaceae. Gene Ontology annotation, cellular component: cortical microtubule, transverse to long axis. The transcript has 3 exons. Bases 139 to 480 code for a protein of 113 amino acids.
UAACGUUUACCUAUCGCUUUCUCCACCUCACUCUUUCAGCAGUUACAUUACUGUCUGAGCUGCAGCUACUCUGUCUCUACGCAGAUUAGAUCGAAGUCGUUCAAAGGGUUUAAAUUUCCUUCUCUGUAAAGUUUAGAUAUGGGUCGUGGAGUUAGCGCUGGUGGAGGGCAGAGUUCAUUGGGCUAUCUGUUUGGAAGUGGAGAGGCUCCAAAACCUGGCACAAACAAUGCCCAAGCUGCUCCAAACGAGAGCCUACCUGCAAAUAACCUGCCUCCUUCCAAACCCGCUGCAGCUCCUCAGCCAGCAGAUAUCAAUAAACAGGUUCCUGCUGGUAUCAACAGUACUUCUGCAAACAACUAUAUGAGGGCAGAUGGUCAGAACACUGGCAACUUCAUCACGGAUCGACCUUCAACCAAGGUCCAUGCUGCUCCUGGUGGUGGAUCUUCUUUGGGAUACCUCUUUGGUGGUGGUAGCAACUGACACAUGCCAUCAUGUCUUCGUAUGGAGUUCUGUUUGUCAAUCUUUGUGGACCCGUAGUUUGAAUCAAACCAUGCUUUCAUCUCCAAUAUAAUCCAUGCAAAUUUGUGGGAUCCUAUUGUGUAAUAUAUAGGUGUUAUCUUUGUUGUUUCAACUAUUCAAUCAAGAUCGUGGGAUUUAGAUGCCUGGGCAUCUGUAUGUUUCUAAUA